Messenger RNA from Talpa occidentalis (Iberian mole), 1226 nucleotides. It is a transcript of the gene DEPP1, whose product is annotated as DEPP autophagy regulator 1. Gene Ontology annotation, cellular component: mitochondrion. The transcript is spliced from 2 exons. The record is from RefSeq and is a predicted model, not a curated record. The coding region runs from base 192 to 818 and encodes 208 amino acids. Gene Ontology annotation, biological process: regulation of autophagy. Lineage: Eukaryota; Metazoa; Chordata; Mammalia; Eulipotyphla; Talpidae.
UCCAGACAGCCCAGAGAGGACUCUGCUCUGGCCGUGGUCAUAGUUCUCUUCCUCUGAGCAUACAGCUCCGCCUGCUGGACCCCCAACCCUCUGCCCAGAGCUUCCUGGGGGCUUCCCACGGACGGUCCUGCUCAUCCAGCACCCUUGGAGCCCCCUAGGUACAGGCUGCUGCAUCCCCACCUCUGGCAGCGAUGAGGUCCCGGCUGCUGCUUUCUGUGGCUCAUCUCCCCACCAUUCGGGAGGCCUCGGAGGAGAUGCUGCCCGGGGGGCAUGGGCGGGAACCACCAGCCUCCCCCAGCCUGGAUGACUACGUGAAGUCCAUCUGUCAGCUGGCGCAGCCCACUUCACUGCUGGAGGAGGCUGCUGCCAGCGUCCGACCCUGUAGACCGCACCGGCCAGUCAAGGCCUGUCAGAAGAACAGCCUCACAGACUCCCUACAGGACAUCACCACCCGCUUCAGUGGCCAGCAGCCCACACUGCCUGGGGCUGGCACUGCUGACCCCUUGGACUGGCUCUUUGGAGAAUCCCAGGAAAAACUGCCAAGUAGGAAUGACCUGUCACGGAGGACUGGCCCAUCUGCUGACUCUUGGGGUUCACACAAGCAGACGGAUAGCAGCAAGGCCCAGGUGGCUCCCAGAGGCAGGCUCAGUGAUGCCAGGGUGCCAGGGCACUCUCUGGAAAAACUGUCCAGGGGCUGGCACCAGGGGUCCCGGGCUUUGGGACAGUCUGUCCAGGCUGUAGCCUCCCCCAUCAGCUCGCACCCCAACAGUGUCCUUAGAACUCUCUAUUUGCACCUCCCAGUGAUCCAUGAACUCUGACCCCUCCCCAAUAAAGACUUUUGGAAAGAACAUGCAGGUCUGUGUCAACUCCCCACCUUCCCUUCCCUGAGUGGGCACUGGCCCUGGCAAGGGAAACUUUCUGCAGGGUGUUGGCAAUUCAUGGUGAGACCCCUACUCUGAAAGGCAGUAACAGCCUAUCUCACAUGAUGAGGUGACACUCAUCCCGUUUGCACUACUUCUUUCUGGCUGAUCACUGUGCAUUCUUUACUGUCUCUGUUCCUUGGUUUUCUCCUGGUUUGUAAAACAGGGGUAAUGACUGGAACCUGCGAUGAGUAAAUGGUCUAAAAUUCACAUAGAUCACAGGGCAAAAAUCACAACUCACACACAAACAGCUAUUAUGGAUGUAGUUGCUUCACAGGUGGGGAAACAAGUUGGUGGGGGGUGGGG